UGAGGCGGAGGAGGCGGCGGCGGCGGCGGAGGCCUCGCGGGCUCCCGGAGGCGGCGUGGCAUCGUCAGCGUCGUCGUCGUUAUCGGCGGCCCUGCCCUUUGUCUUCUCCUUCUUCCCGCCCCGUCCCGCGGGGUUGAUGUGGCUGCGCUGGGAGAGGAGGAUGAACGGAGGAUAAAUGGUGCCCAAGGCGGACAGCGGCACCUUCCUCCUCCUCUUCCUCCUCGUGCUCAGCAUCACCGAGCCGCUGCGGCCAGAACUGCGUUGCAUCCCUGGGCAAUUCACCUGCCGGAGUGGUUCAGUCCAGUGCAUCCCUUCCAAGUGGCAGUGCGAUGGGUGGCCCACCUGUGAGGAUGAAAGUGAUGAAGUUGGCUGCCCAAACUAUACGGGGGACCAACGCAUUUAUCACGGGAAGGAAAAUGUGGAUUCCAGGCACGGUCGCGGAAGAGGAGGGGACACGACACGCUUCCAUACCAUCAACAUGGCACAGCCAGUUCGAUUUAGUAGUUUCCUAGGGAAAUGCCCAUCAGGGUGGCACCACUACGAGGGCACUGCCAGUUGCUACAGGGUGUACCUAAGCGGAGAGAACUACUGGGAUGCUGUACAAACCUGCCAGAAGGUGAAUGCUUCCUUGGCCACCUUUACCACCGACCAGGAGCUGAAGUUCAUUUUGCAACAAGAGUGGGACUCUGAGGAGAAGACCUUUGGCCGGAAAGAUCAACGCCGCACCUUUCUCUGGGUAUCUUUUUCCUACUGUGUGGGUUGAAGGAACCACACAGCGUGACCCAUCCUCUCUUCCUCCCGUUUUGUCGUUUCAGGAUCGUCGGAGGUAUUCCUGCCCCCGAAUCCUACCUUUAGUACAUCGCUCUCCGAAAACGAAAACAUCCUCUGCGCCCAAUUCCAGUGCUCCCACUUCCCAAUUCUCCGGCACCAUGGUUUUCACAGCUGGUAUGCCGAGAACUGCUACGAAAAAUCAUCCUUUCUUUGUAAGAGAAGCCAGACCUGCGUGGAUAUCAAAGACAACAUUGUCGACGAAGGCUACAAUUUCACACCGAAAGGGGAUGACCCCUGCUUAAGUUGCACAUGUCACAACGGCGAGCCGGAGAUGUGCGUGGCGGCCUUGUGCGAGCGGCCGCAGGGCUGUCAGCAUUACCUAAAGGAUCCCAAGGAAUGCUGCAAAUUCACCUGUUCAGAUCCUGAUGGCUACAGUUUGUUCGAUUCCAUGGCCAGCGGCAUGCGACUCAUCGUCAGCUGCGUCUCUUCUUUCCUCAUUUUGUCCCUCCUGCUCUUCAUGGUCCACCGGCUGCGGCAGAGACGCCGGGAGCGCAUCGAAUCUCUCAUCGGAGCCAACCUGCAUCAUUUUAACCUGGGCCGACGGAUGCCUGGUUUCGAUUACGGUCCAGACGGCUUUGGAACGGGACUCACACCCCUGCACCUUUCCGAUGACGGAGAAGGUGGAGCCUUUCACUUCCACGACCCUCCUCCGCCCUACACAGCCUACAAAUAUCCAGACAUCCAACAUCCAGAUGACCCUCCGCCCCCUUAUGAAGCUUCCAUCAACCCGGACAACAUUCUUUGUUCUCCACCAGACGGGCUCCAUUCUCAGAUGGGUCCUGCCGCUCAGCUGUCCUUAGGGAACGCCGACACGACUCCACCACUCCCGGACGACUCUCUUCCUCCUUCCGUCGGCCCGUCCCCGAUGGACCUUGAAAACUCUGCCGACAGCAGCACCCUCCUUGUCCUACCAGACACUCCUUUAAGUGAAAGCACGCUCUCGGAAAGCCUGGCUGGCAACCAACACAGCCACUGUUCUCUAAACACCAUUGUAUAAAUAAAAGAAAAAAGGAAACACAAUCAAAACGAGAGAUUUCCCCUCCCAUUAAACUGCCAGCCAGCAAUCAAUGUCAGGCAAGCUGCUUGUCCGGCCCGAUGCACGAGGAGGAAAUGCUGGAUUCACGGACUGAAGUUCGGAAAUAAAAAACCUCCCGUGUCUGGCUUUUUCAGAUUCUCCUUUUGAGUUUAAAACUUGGCCUUAGGCGGUCCUCUUCCAUUCUUACCUUACCCUCUUCAGAAGAAGAAGAAUCAAGUUGUAAAGAAAUGCUUUUCUUUGUUUUUCUACCGGCAGUGGGGAAAAAAAGAG
Molecule: messenger RNA, 2137 nt
Organism: Thamnophis sirtalis
Lineage: Eukaryota; Metazoa; Chordata; Lepidosauria; Squamata; Natricidae
Source: RefSeq, a predicted model, not a curated record